UGUCAGUUAAUGUCAGUUAUCAAAUACAAAUAGGUUACUUUUGGUCAGUUUCUAAGAAUUUGAAAUUUAAAAUUUUUGUUUUUGUAUUAACAUACUUAUAUUUAAAUUUUGACAGUGUAUGUUUUUAUUGUCAUUAUUUUUAAUAAUUUUCCUAUUAAAGCCGUAUUUGCUAUGCAAAACAUUAGUAUGAGUUAUGAACCAAUGGACAUUGAUAUAAGUAACAAUUCUGAAGUUGCUAUGGAUGUUUCAUACGAAAACCACAAUUGUAAUUCUAAUCUUAUCAAGCCGUUUUUGAGAGAAGACAUUUCAUGUACGCCUUUGCAUGAUAAAACAAAUUUCUCCAGCUCUGUUGCAAAGCAGCCAGAAUACCAAAGUAUAAAGAAAUACCAUAUAAUCAUUGAUAAAAAAAAGGGAAUUAAUUCUAAAAGAAGGACUAUAUUGCUAUCAUUUAUAAUUAUAACCUGUGUGUCGAUCAUUGCUUUCCAAAUUAUUAAUAUUCAGUGUUAUAAUUUAGACCUAGAAUCUCUAAAAGGAAAACUUCACAGUGCUAUAUAUGGGCAAGAAGAGGCUAUAAAUGCUAUAAUUGAUAUAUUACAAAGCGACUCUGAACACAAAAUAUUAUUUUUUUAUGGUGGUACAGGUGUAGGAAAAACCUAUACAGUGUCAUUGUUAUUGGCAAAUGCAUGGAAUUAUUCAAAUGUAUACCACUAUACUUUGCCUACAUUUAAAACUGAUUUUUCAUCAGAAAUUAUGAUUGGUUUGUCUCUGUGUAAGUCUGCAAUAUUAGUGGUUGAUGAUGUCAAUAUUAAUAAUGAUGUAUAUGUCAUUAACCAUGUAAAGAAUGUCAUUAAAAAGAGUGAAGAAUUGGGAAGAAAUAUGACUGUGAUAUUAAUCUAUAAUUACUCCAAAGAUGAUGAUACAUUAUUUAGUGAACAAUUAUUACAAAAAUUCCUAAAUGUUAAUGCAUUAAAACAAGUUAUAAGAUUUGAAUCAUUAACAGUUGAACAUUUGAAAAAGUGUAUAGAGAAUGAAUUAGGAGACCAAAAGUUAAGUAAACCUGAAUUUCAAAAUAUUAUGAGAAAUUUCAAUGUUUUAUUACAUGGUUGCAAAGGUGUUAGCAAGAGAAUAAAUUAUCUGAAAUUUGUGUAAGGUAACUUAUUAAUAGUAGGUAGUAUUGGAAUAGAUUAUUUAAAUUAAUAGAUGUAGUAUUUAAUUAUAUAGUAGUAUUCAUUUACUGAGUAGUGUAUUUGUUCCUAUUUUGAAAUGUAAUUAUAAUUGUUGUAAUAUUCAUUUGUACAGGGUGAUUGACAAUAAAAUUAUUUUAAUAGAUCAAAAGAACUUUAUUUUAGAGAAUGUUACAUGAUAAUCGGCAAUGCAGAGGUUCAAGAAAGUAUUUUGAAUACAAAUAUAUUUACUGACAACUCUUUAAUACAUCUACACUUUCACAUUUGGAAAUUAGUCUACAACAAACUUAGCUUUCUUUAUAAUAAAGAGUAAAUUCUAACUUAAAAUUUGUGGUGCAUAAAUUAUGAAAUAUUACUUUGAUCUUAGUUAUUUCUAACUAUAAAACACAAAAUUAUCUCAUCCACAGAUUUAAACAAUGGUGCAAUAUUGAUCACAUCUUUGACUAAGAUAUUUUUACAUUCUUCUCCAAUAUAAGUAAAUUGAUAGUCUAAUAAUCACUUCAAUAUAAUAUUGAAAACAGGCUUACAAAUAAUACCAAUGCAACAUAGAACAUUCAACUUUUUUAAUAAGUAUUUCAACUAAUGCAAUUAAUUCUAGCUGAAUGGUUAAAAUUUUAUUCUAUCAAGAGGUUUCAGCAAGUAUAACAAAUUUAUUUUUUAAAAUAAUAAAACAGAAACAUUUAUUUCUAAUAUAUGAAACUUUUUAUACCACAUUGCACUGCACCCAUAUUAUCUAUUUAUAUAUAAACACCAUGAAACCAUUUGGAACACACGAGGGGCAUUGAGCAUAGUGGCAUCAUGUGAUUCAGUACAAAUUAGUUAUAGUUACCCAUAUGUGUAUUCAAAUGGUCCCUUAGGUAAUUAAAAUGUAAGUACAAUAUUAAAAAUAACAAAUUUAAGAUUUUAGCAUUUACUGUUUAAGAUAGUAAUAAAACAAGCAGCCAAUAGAAUAAAGUUGGAAUAUUAUUUAAAAAAGCUCCCCUAAAUGUUAAAGCCAGUGAGAUAAAUGCAUGCAAACAGGUAAAUGUGCACUAUUAACAAUUUGCGGAGAGCUGAUAUAUUUUUAAAGAUAACAUUCAAAUAUUAUGUUUAUAAUGGUUGAUAUUCUUUUAUAUACUGAUGAUUAUUUGGAACACUGCUGAGGGAAGACAAUACAAAGUAGAUACAUUUAUUUCUUUUUUUUUGUGAAGAUCUCUGGAAGAAAUAUGAAAGGUUUGUGCAUUUAGUUUUGCAUAAUGUUCUCAUGAAUAUUUGAUAUUUAGUUAAAUUAUAUUUCGUCAGAAUUAAUACAAUAGACUCCAACAAGAAUGUAAGUAAUAUUAAAGUUAAUAUGUAUAAAAUUUACUGUACUAAGUAUAUUUAAAAUUUGAUGAUAAUUUUAUAAAAU
Molecule: messenger RNA, 2571 nt
Organism: Galleria mellonella (greater wax moth)
Lineage: Eukaryota; Metazoa; Arthropoda; Insecta; Lepidoptera; Pyralidae
Exons: 2
Coding region: 172-1149 (325 amino acids)
Source: RefSeq, a predicted model, not a curated record